This is a messenger RNA of Neurospora tetrasperma FGSC 2508, 1280 nucleotides long. RefSeq lists its product as uncharacterized. The transcript has a single exon. Gene Ontology annotation, biological process: maturation of SSU-rRNA from tricistronic rRNA transcript (SSU-rRNA, 5.8S rRNA, LSU-rRNA). Lineage: Eukaryota; Fungi; Ascomycota; Sordariomycetes; Sordariales; Sordariaceae. Bases 1 to 1173 code for a protein of 390 amino acids. Gene Ontology annotation, cellular component: small-subunit processome; nucleolus. The record is from RefSeq and is a predicted model, not a curated record.
AUGGCGGCACCAGCAACCCUUCCAGCCCUGCUGGACACCCUUACCAAGUCUCUGACUUCCACCCUCGAACUCGCCCCCAAGCUCUCGACUGUUGACCCUCCCAAGGACGGUAUCUCUCUCCUCGACGUCAAGAACGAGCUCCUUCUUUCCUACCUCCAGAACCUCGUCUUCCUUAUUCUCCUGAAGCUUCGCCAGGCCCGCACCGGCGCCCAAAAGAAGAAGAACAAUGGCGAUGAUGGAGAAUCGAACGACCAAGACCUAGACGACUUGGUGGUCAAGAAGCUCGUCGAGCUCCGUCUCUACCUGGAGAAGGGUGUCCGCCCGCUUGAGGACAAGUUGCGCUACCAGAUCGACAAGGUUUUGCGUGCCGCCGACGACGCUGAGCGCAGCGCCAAGCAAGCCGAGGCUGCUGCGAAGGCCGCCGAGGAGCCCGACUCUGAGUCCGAGGCCGCUGAAUCUGGCGACGAGGAAGAAGCCGCUCCCUCGGGCCAGAAGCUUUCCGACCUGCAAUUCCGCCCCAACAUCUCCUCGUUUGUCCGCAACUCCGGCGCCCCUGGUAGCGAAGAAAAGCCCAAGAUUGGUGUGGGCAAGUCCACCGAUGCCUCGGGCGUGUACCGCCCUCCGCGCAUCGCGCCGACUGUUAUGCCGACGACAACGACGGAGCGCCGCGAGCGCGCGGGCGACAAGAAGCAGCUCAAGAGCGCGACGCUCGACGAGUUCAUUGCGGACGAGAUGUCGACGGCGCCUGUGGCCGAGCCCAGCAUUGGUACGACCAUUGUCAACUUUGGCCGGCGCACCAAGACGGCGGCGGAGCGCAAGGUGGAGGAGGAGAGGCGCACGUACGAAGAAACCAACUUUGUGCGUCUGCCGACGGCGGGCAAGAAGGACAAGGCCAGGCAGCGCGCGCUCGAAGGCCGCAGCAGCAAGAUGCAGUUUGGUGGCGAGGACUGGCGCGAUCUUGGCGCUGGCGUGGACCGUAUCAACAGACUUACCUCUGGUGGCCGGGAUCGCAAGGGGACCAAGGCUCUGUUGGAGAAGAGCAGGAAGCGUGGCUUUGAUACCACUGAUGGACCUAAGGGCAGUGGUGAUGGUGGAUUUGGUAUGGGUGAGCGGUUCCAGAAGAGGGUCAAGGUGAUGGAGGGUGGCAGGAGAGACAGGGGCAAGAAGAGGUGAAGAGGUGGUUAAGAACACAUCUUUUGAAUUUGGUUCUAUUCAUUGUCGUUCUCGGCCCUCUAUACGGGUCAUCAUAUCAAUGAAUUCAAUUGAAUUCUCUUCUCAAC